UGGAGAGGUGAUGUGCCACACCCUGAGGGCCAUCUCUGAGCUAAUGGAACAUGGCUUUGUGUCAUGGGAGACGUUCAGUACCACGUUUAUACAAAAGGUUGUGACCUUCGUGAACACGAAUCUGAUGCUGCUGGAGAUCACUCAGCUCGCUCUCAUCAUCCUGGAGAGUGUGGUUCAGAGUAACACUAAGCUGGCGGACAUGGUGCGAGUAGAGGUUCCUCUGGACAGACUGCUCACCCUUCUACAGCUGCCAGCUCAAGAGACUCAGAUUAAAGUGAUGGCGCUCAUUGUGGCCUUACUACAGAAAGUCGGCGGACGAGAGCGAGUGGAAAUGCUGGAUUAUCUAUGGAAAAAGAACAUGCGGCAGUUUAUCCACAAGAACAUAAUCCACAGCUGGCCACAACUGGGGGAUGAAAUGCGUCACUACCUGUACGUGCUGCAGUGUCUCAGUCUGGGCCUAUUGGAGAGUCGGAUGAGGAUGGCCAUGGACCCGAACGACACUGAGCAGCGACAGCAGCUCCAGAAUCUACGUCUCAUGGCUUUUCCAAAUGAAGCUGAUGAAGGAGGUCACAUGACAUCAGAGCAGCGGCGCUCAAUCUGCGCCAAAGAAUUCCGCAAACUUGGCUUUACAAAUAAUGGCAGCCCAUGGCAGGACCUGUGUCUCACUCCUCCUGGACUCCUGACUCUCGACAAUAUGGUGUAUUUCUCUAUACGUUGGCCUAGUGCCUACAGUCGGUUUGUGCUUGAGAAUAGCAGUCGGGAAGACAAACACGUCUGUCCAUUUGCCAGAAGCAGUAUUCACGUGACCCUGAUUCUCUGUGAGAUCCUUCAAGUUGGAGAAACUGCCUCAGAGACAGGGCAGGGUUUCCUGACUCUUUUCUACGCACAAGACCACUUUUUCCAGGAGCUGUUCUGUGUGUGCAUUCAGGUGCUUAAUAAGACCUGGAAGGAGAUGAGAGCCACCCAGGAAGACUUUGACAAGGUGAUGCAUGUGGUAAAGGAGCAGAUUUCUCGUACCCUCGGUCAUGCUCCAACAUCUCUGGACUUCUUUCGAACAAAGAUAUCAUCUCUUAAUUAUAGUGAGAUUCUCCGCAGACGUCAGGAAGAAAGACUGAGCCAGGAUGAUGCCCUCUCCCCACCUGUUAUGGAACUAAGACAGCAGUUACAGCCAGAGCUCCUGAACCUGAUCAGACAGCAUCGGCUUCACUAUCUUUGUGAGGGAACUAAGUUCCGAAAGAUUAGCAGCCGCCGAAGACAGGAUAAAUUGUGGUUUUGUCGUCUCUCUCCAAACCACAAAGUCCUGCACUAUGGAGAUCUGGAAGACAACAUCAACAACCCACCCAUUGAAAUGCUUCCACAGAAAAUUUCAGUUGCAGAUAUAAAAUCUGUGUUAACGGGAAAGGAUUGUCCACACAUGAAGGAGAAGAAUUCUGGGAAGCAGAAUAGGGACCUCAUGGAACAGGCAUUUUCUAUAUGCUAUGAUGUAGACAGCUGCCUGAACUUCAUUGCACCUUCUUCUACUGACGUAAGGAUUAUUGUUUUCAUGAAUGUUGGAUCAGGAGUGAUAGUACUGAAUGCAGCAAUGGCGGGAUACUUGUAAUCAUUUGUGAGAGAAUGUCUGCUUCUGAACCAAGACAACUUCUUCCCAUUGCACAGAGACCAUCCAUUUUCCGCCAUUAGGCGGAGUGAUGGAUAUUCCCUUAUAUCAAAGAGAGAUGCAGCAACUGUUAACAUGAGAUGUAUAUAGGAGUACUAGGUGCAGAAUGGGGGGGGGGGGGGUAUUUACAAAAUGUGCACUGUUUACCUCUCAUACCUUUCUGACAUUCUUUUACUAAACUAGGCAAGUAUACAAGUGGAGGGCUACACACCCCAGAUCUGGCCCUACUGUGGUUGUGUCUAGUGGGUCCUGUGGCCUGGACUAGUGGUUCACGGAGAACAAAAGCUCCCACAGCCAAGAAGCCUCACACACACACACAUAAUGGCACAAUCUGUAAAAAGCAUCUUUUCAACAAGGAUUCACUGUGCAGACCUUUCACAGUCCCAGUGCCUAUGGCGGCCUGCAGAUUAUGGUGGCGGGUCUUGGAUAUGGCUCCUGUACUUUGCUGAUCUUCUUUCAUUUCAUUUAUCUGCAGUUUUGCCUGUGGCUUGAUGGGCUGAAUUCAUUGUUGGGUCGAGAAAUGCCCAGUGAGCGGACGCGCACUGACCUUGAUCUCCUGCUGAAUACUGAACUCAAGUUGCGGUUAUUGGACCUGGAAAACAUCCCAAUCC
Messenger RNA from Bufo gargarizans (Asiatic toad), 2268 nucleotides. Its product is annotated as engulfment and cell motility protein 3-like. The transcript is spliced from 14 exons. Bases 11 to 1600 code for a protein of 529 amino acids. The record is from RefSeq and is a predicted model, not a curated record. Gene Ontology annotation, biological process: cell motility; actin filament organization. NCBI's taxonomy places the organism in Eukaryota, Metazoa, Chordata, Amphibia, Anura, Bufonidae.